AUGAACGACAGUCUGGGAGCGCUGUUGGCCAUUGUCGUCCUUUGGUCUAUCCUGCGCUUUGCAUUCGGCGGUGGCAACAACACCAACUCGAGCGGUGGUAGCCAGGCGCCAGCAAUCAAUACGGCUCGUACCCGCCAGGUGCCCCAGCACAUGGUUGACUCGGUCAAGACGCUCUUCCCGCACAUCUCAGACGCAUCCAUUCGCUACGAUCUCCAGCGCUCGGGCAGUGUCGAAGCCACUUGCGAACGCAUCCUGAACGAAGGCGGUCUCCCUUCUCCGCCAGCGGGCUUCUUUGGCACCGCCGAGCCUUCGACUCCAAACAACGCGGCUGCUCUUCGAGCGCAGAACACGAACCACACGACUGCAAAUGGUGCCGCUUCCAGUUCAGCGUCGAGUCUCAGCACGCCCAGCAAGUCUCCAAAUCUCAUCUCUCGUUUUGGUCUGCAGUCACGCUUAGCCACAUCCGACGAUCUGCCGUCCACUCCGCAGUCUCACAUGAGCACCAGCAGUCAAGGCAGCCCAGGCAGCUGGGCCACCACACCGGAAGAGCGAGCAAAGUUGCUCAAGGAUCGGAAGGAGCAGAUGAUUCUCGAAGCGAGAAAGAAGAUGCUCGAGAGGAGCCGUCAAGCAGCCAAGCAGUCUGCUGCGGGAGCGUCAGCAACUUCUACUUGA
Molecule: messenger RNA, 672 nt
Organism: Sporisorium graminicola
Lineage: Eukaryota; Fungi; Basidiomycota; Ustilaginomycetes; Ustilaginales; Ustilaginaceae
Exons: 1
Coding region: 1-672 (223 amino acids)
Molecular function (GO): ubiquitin binding
Source: RefSeq, a predicted model, not a curated record